AUGCCAAGCCCGUCGCGAUUACCUGUGCAUGACGGGGUCCGUCUCGGCACCACGUCCCGCGGCGACCAGGCCCUGGAUCCAGACGAAACAUCCACUGCGGACGCCGCUGUCAGUGUCAACGGUUCGGUGGAAAAUGGGGAACCCCAACCGCCAACGUCGAUCCUGGGAUGGGGCAGUCCCGGUACCGAUAGCACCCCGCUCCUAGCAUCAUCCACAGCCCGCCGCCGAGCUAGUAGUGAUAACAGCAGUAGCAGCAGUGGAAGCUCGAAUCCAACGUCACUACUACUAGGAAGCCCGCCGCCUCCGCAUCUUCCCCUCCUCUCUGAGAGUGAGAAGCCCCAGUAUAUGCGACGCGGGUGGCCCCGACUACUAAUAAAGAGGUUAUCCAAAAAGAUGGUGUUGUUUUCAGUCUGGGCUUUCAUCAUUGGCUUCCUGUGCGUCUGCCUAUACGACUACCGAUAUAAUACCAACGGCCGCGGCGCCCCCUCGUUUGCGAACUCGGACGACGUGGAAAAGGGCACCCUGAGUAGUACCACCCAGCACGGCAACUACGGCGACAAUGACAACGGUAACGGCAACAAGGCAGACAGCAGUAGUGGUGGUAGCACAAAGGCAAUAAUUUCAUCUGUCGACCCGGAUCUCGAGCUAGAUCUACUUUCGUCCGCAUCUUCUCCUUCGCCUUCGUCCUCCUUCUCCAACUCGUCCGCAUAUUCUUACACUUCAGGCCCAACUCCGACUUCUCAAAUUGCAGACGCCAAGGACGCGUCGCAAUCCCAGUUUUCUACCACCUUGUUGACCGUAACCACCACCAUGGCAAACAUAAAGAAGCCCAGUUCUACAGUCACACCACCUGCAGUCACCUUGCGCCAAGGCCGGUACAUUGGCGUCAACUUGCCUGUCGAGUACCGCUUUCCAAAGGCCAUUGAGGCCUGGCGUGGUAUUCCCUUUGCGCAGACCACCGGAGGAGAAAACCGCUUCCGGCCACCCAAGGCACUGCCGGACUCUGAUCAGACGUUCCAGGCUGUCAGGUUCGGCGAGAAUUGUCCUAUAGGAGGAACCGUUGGAAAGGGAUUUGGGGAGAACUGUUUGAACGCCAAUAUCUACAGGCCGGCAGGCAUUAACUUCAACUACCGUGUUUGCGCCUUGGGAUUCCUCCCGUCGGCCUUGACGGCGAAGGAAGGGUUGUUGAAUCUGGGGUUGAGGGAUCAGACUAUGAUGUUGGAAUGGGUGAGGGAGAAUGUGAAGGCCUUUGGGGGUGACCCGGAUAAUGUCACCAUUAUGGGACUUAGUGCUGGUGCACAUUCGAUUGGGCACCAUAUUAUGUACUACGCCCGUAAGGAAGCACCGGCACCCUUUCACAGAGCCAUCCUCGAGUCCGGCGCCACUACUGCUAGAGCCGUCCUCCUCCCAAGCCAUCCUCGUCACCUGGUCCAGUUUCGUGAAUUCCUCGCCGCUGCUGGUGUCGACGGCGCGCCGGAGGAUCAAGUCUUUGAUCAACUCCGCAAGCUUCCACUUGAGACCAUCGUUAAAGCGUCCAAGAAAGUCUGGGACCGCUACGAACCUAGCGUCACCUGGCCUUUCCAACCCGUCAUCGAUGGGCUUCACGACCAUCAACAAGCCACCAGCAACAACAAAAGCAACAGCGAAACCACUCCCGUGCUAAUACCCGACCUCCCCAUCACCUCAUGGCGCCAAGGCAAACACCUCCGCAUCCCGAUCCUGACGGGCUUCAACACCAACGAAGGCGCCAUGUUCAUCCCACGCAACGCCAAGACAAACAACGACUUCCGCUCCUUCUUCAAGACCCUCAUCCCCACCCUCAGCGACGACGACCUCUCCGCUCUUGAGGUCCUCUACCCGGACCCCGUCACCCAACCCCACAAAAGCCCAUAUCGCUCCGUGCCCAACAGCCAAGGAGCCCAAUGGGCUCGUCUUGACGCUGCCUACAGCCACUACGCUUACAUCUGUCCCGUGCUGCAGACGGCGCACUUUAUGAGCCAGGCUGGACUGCCGGUGCAUGUCUAUAGGUUUGCGGCCAGGGGAAACCGGAACGCGGCAAAUCACGCGGAUGAGGCACCCGUGGUAACGCAUGAUAUGGACUUUUUGCGGUCCCUUGGGCCCCCCGGAAGGGGUAAAGGGUUGAGGAAGGUGGCGGAUGGGAUGAAUGCUGCUUGGGGAAGGUUUGCGAGUGGAGAGAAGAGGAUCGAGGUUGAGACGGAUGGGAAGGACGGUGGGAAAAAGGUGGAAUGGCCAAUUUUUAGGACGCCGUUCGGUGGAGAUGAUCACGACUUGAAGAAGACUGCCGAGAAGAUGACCGAAACCGAAAGGAGGUCCUGGUCGUUGUCUUCAUUGUGGAAACAGAUCAGCAGCAGCAGCGACGGUGACGAUGACGAUGACGAGACGAAGGCGCCAGAGGGAACGGGCAGGAUGAUUGUCUUUGGAGAAGGGAAUAAUGAGCGGGCGGGAGGUAGCAGUCCUGGGACGCCGGCCAAGGAGGAGGUUCUUGAUGGGAUCUUGCUGAAGGCUUGUCGGUUCUGGUGGGAUCGGAUAGAGUUGAGCGAGGGGUUGGGGAAAAGUCGGGAAGAGUUAGGGAGGGACAGUAAAGGGGCGAGGGCUAAGCUCUGA
Molecule: messenger RNA, 2625 nt
Organism: Sordaria macrospora k-hell
Lineage: Eukaryota; Fungi; Ascomycota; Sordariomycetes; Sordariales; Sordariaceae
Source: RefSeq, a predicted model, not a curated record